UUGUUGAGUGAGAUAUGAAGAACGAAGGAACUUGGAGAUGAUGCCACGUAAACCUACAACACAAAUCUUGCCCCACAUCUCGCAACAUUCAUUCCAUUCAGCUUCUUCCACCCCACACACUCACAUUCACACCCCCCCAAAACUCAACCUUUUCCUUUCUCCCUUCUUCUUCUUAACCCUCAAACUCAAACAACAACAUUCUCAGUAGAAAAAAAAAAAAAAAAAAAAAUCCUAACAAACUAUAUCCCUCCUACCUUAUCUGAUCCCCCUAAAUCUCCCUCUUCUGUUACCAUUUUAAAAUUUCCACUUAAUCAUACUAUCCGUUACACACUAAAAUCGUUACUUUCAAUUCAUAUUUUUCUCAUUCUGUUACACAUAACCUUAUCAAUUAUCAUCUAUAUAAACAACAGCCACUUCAUUUUAACCAAAUACUGAAAAUACCAUAGAGAAUAAACUUUCCAUGGAUUCCAACUGCAAAAUCUCAAUUGGGUCACUUCAAAGACGUGUGUUUUUCCGAAUACUACUUGUUCUCUCUGCUAUUUCUAUACUUUCACUACUUCACUCAUUACCCACCAUGGAUUUAGGUUCCUUAACUCCCAAAACCUACGAAUACCAUGAUUGUGUCGAUGAAGCUUUAUCACAUAACAACGUUACUUUAACACCAGCUUCUUUUUUAUUCCAGAGUCGAAUCUUAAACAAUUUUUGGGGUUCCUUUGACUCAAUGAAUUGCAAAAAAGAAGUUAACUUGGUAUCAACUGUUGUGGAAGAGUUAAUGGGUCAUCAACGAUUUUUGCAUUAUGAUGCAGAAACUCUCUGUAUUGGUGAAGGUUCAGAAAUAGCUCUUACAACAAUGGAGAAACUUGGAUUCACCAAUGUUGUAAAUCAUCGUUUUUACAACUUCAACAAGAAGAAAAUCGUUUAUUCUCUUGAUAAGUUCCGUGAUUUUUCCUUUGAUUUUGUUUUUACUAGGGAUUUUAACAAGGUUUCUGUUCCUGCAUUGCUUGUUCUUGAAGUCGAAAGGAUUCUUAAACCUGGUGGAAUCGCUGCUUUUGUUUUGGUUUCUGAUAGUGAUGAUAUUUAUAGUAUUUCUUCCAUUAACAAGAACAAUGGUUUGAUAAGAUCAGCUUCACCAAUUUCAUCAUUGUUGAGAUUUUCAACUAUUGUUCAUGUUGGUUAUGUUAAUAAUAAUAAUGGCCUUGUUGUUUUCAAGAAAAACUCAGAAUCUGAAAGUGAAAGUGAAAACACAACAAGCUCCUUAUUUUAUCAUGAGGGUCUUUCGGAAGAUUGUGCAAGUGUUAAUUUCACUAAGCCUUUUAUGAAUUUGAUUGAGCCUCUUGUUGAGGAAACAUCAAAUUUUGAGAAUGAGAAAAAAAUCUCUUAUUUGCCAAAGUUUGUUGAUGUUACUAGUAAGAAGAAUUUGGUUUAUGUUAAUAUUGGUGAAGUGAAAAAUACAUGGUUUCCACCAUCUUAUCCAAUUGAUCAGAAACAUUUCAAUGUUUAUUUUGUUCAUUAUGACACUUCAAUUAUGUUGUCACAUGUGAAAGGGCCACGUGUCACAUUUGUUUAUCAUCCAGAAUUGGCUGAAGAUUUUAAGCAUGAAGAUAUUGAACAUUAUAUGGGAGAGGAAGAUUUUGAUUUGGUUGCUUGGUUUAAAGAAACUGUUGAGAAUGCUGAUUUUGUUGUGCUUAAGAUGAAUAUUGCAGGGAAAGUUGAAAUGAAGUUUCUUAGGGAUAUAUAUGAAAGUGGUGUUAUAUGUUUUAUCGAUGAGUUGUUUCUUGGUUGUUCAGAGAGUGGAGGUGCUGAAAGUGAAAGGGGGAGGUGUAUGGAUAUUUAUAAGGGUCUUAGAAGCAAUGGUGUCUUUGUUCAUCAAUGGUGGAAUAUUGAUCAAGGGUCUCAUUGAUUGUGUUUGAAACAUUGGUUACAACAUAACAAAAUUACAAAUAUCUAGUAGAGGUAGAGUUCUUGUCUUUUGCUGUCAGUUUAGGAUGAAGGUUGAUUCUAAUGCUAAUGCUAAUGUUAAUGCUAUGAAUCAUGAAUAUUCUUAUGCUUUGUAUUUGUUUGAGUGAGUAAUUGUAAAUAGGCCACCAUUUUUAUUCUCUUAUGCAAAUGAAAUCAUUGUUUCAUGUUUGA
This is a messenger RNA of Cicer arietinum (chickpea), 2130 nucleotides long. RefSeq lists its product as uncharacterized. The record is from RefSeq and is a predicted model, not a curated record. Lineage: Eukaryota; Viridiplantae; Streptophyta; Magnoliopsida; Fabales; Fabaceae.